AUGCUGCCUCCCACAGCUCUCACUAGCAUGUCCUGGAUGCUACUCUCCUGCCUGAUGCUCUUAUCUCAGGUGCAAGGUGAAGAUGCCAAGGAAGAUGUCCCCUCUUCACGAAUCAGCUGCCCCAAGGGCUCCCAAGCCUAUGGCUCCUAUUGCUAUGCCUUGUUCAAGAUACCUAAAUCCUGGUUUGAUGCAGAUCUGGCUUGCCAGAAGAGGCCCUCAGGUCACCUUGUGUCUGUGCUCAGUGGAUCUGAGGCUUCCUUUGUGUCCUCUAUGGUUAAAAGAAGUGCAAACAGUGGCCAAUAUGUGUGGAUUGGGCUCCAUGACCCAACACUGGGCCAAGAACCCAAUGGAGGUGGAUGGGAGUGGAGUAAUGCUGAUGUGAUGAAUUACCUCAACUGGGAGGUAGUUCCUUCCAGUGCUUCAGGCGGUUACUGUGGCAGCCUGUCAAGAAGCUCAGGAUAUCUGAAGUGGAGAGAUAAUUAUUGUGACUUGGAGUUACCCUAUGUCUGCAAGUUCAAAGCCUAG
Messenger RNA from Chionomys nivalis (European snow vole), 525 nucleotides. RefSeq names its product regenerating islet-derived protein 3-gamma-like. Gene Ontology annotation, molecular function: oligosaccharide binding; signaling receptor activity; peptidoglycan binding. The transcript is spliced from 5 exons. Gene Ontology annotation, biological process: antimicrobial humoral immune response mediated by antimicrobial peptide; positive regulation of cell population proliferation; venom-mediated disruption of cell wall in another organism. The record is from RefSeq and is a predicted model, not a curated record. NCBI's taxonomy places the organism in Eukaryota, Metazoa, Chordata, Mammalia, Rodentia, Cricetidae. Bases 1 to 525 code for a protein of 174 amino acids.